AUGGAUUUAGCGUUGGAAACUCGAGAGGAAAUGGCCAAUGUGGUGAUCACCGGGACAGUCAAAGAGGUGAUGCUGGACUCGAAGGGGGGUGGGAUGUACAAGGGCGAAGUCGAGGUGAAAAGGAUUUUAAAAGACAGAGCCAACCUUGUGCCAAAAGUUGCUAAUUUCGAAGAUCCUGUGUCCCACCAUAAAAUGAUUAUGAUCGAGGGCUUUGGAGAUCCGCAUAUUUGUGACAGUGAAAUUCGGAGACAUGACACCAAAAUUUUCUUAUUGAACCCCAACGGAAAUGGGGAGCUGAAAUUGAACUCCAGUAUUGUGCCAGUGACUUUGAUAAAUCUGGAUUAUACGGAUGCUGUCGUUAAAGGUAAGGGGAUUAUCCAUUAA
Lottia gigantea (owl limpet) is the source of this 384-nucleotide messenger RNA. RefSeq lists its product as hypothetical. The record is from RefSeq and is a predicted model, not a curated record. Gene Ontology annotation, biological process: G protein-coupled acetylcholine receptor signaling pathway; receptor clustering. Bases 1 to 384 code for a protein of 127 amino acids. The transcript has a single exon. Gene Ontology annotation, molecular function: laminin binding. Lineage: Eukaryota; Metazoa; Mollusca; Gastropoda; Lottiidae.